UAUUGAUUUUCAAAGCGGACGGAAAAUCCAAUGUUCUAUAUUUGGAUGAGCAACGAUUGAUUAGAUCGUGUCGCACGCCAGCGGAAUGACUGAAAAUGAUAUAACACCUUUAAGGACUAACUGUUAAUGUAUUAUAAAAGGUAACUUUAAACAACCAACAAUAUGGAGAAGUCGCAACACUUUCAUAGAGCAGUUGAACUAAAUUUUUCUGUCGGCUCAGAAUGUCUGCGUUCGCUAGUACAAAAAUACCUUAGAGACAAAGGGGUAACAUUAGUACAACACAUUCAAGAGCCUCAUGUCAGACAAUGUCUUGGACAGUUGAAAUUGUUUCCAGAUCAAAAACAGAUCUUAAAUGGUCCAGAUCCGCAACUGAAUGCUAUGGAUGUAUCUUUAAUUAUAAUUUUACUUCUCUAUACAUUCCCUGGACAAUUGACAGCAGCAGACAAGUCCUUUGUGGAGGGACUACGUGAAAAACGGAACGAAUUGUCACAUCAACCUAGAGCAGAACUCAAUGAUGAUACCCUGUUCAAAGAGUCAUGUCACUUUAUACUUCAAAUCUCUAAAUCUAUCGAUUCAACAUACAAAAAGAACGUUGUCAAACAAAUAAAUGAAUUGCGAAGGCGGGAACUUGUUAACACGUACAGCAGUUUAGACAGGAUACUUAUUAAUAAUGACGUAUACAUUUUAAAGUUAGUAGAAGGCUGUUGUACAGAACAAGGGGACAAGGAUAAUGAGCUGCUGAUUAAAUUUGGCCUCACAAAAUGGAUUAAGCAACUAUGUCGAGGGAUAGACGCAGCGGAAUUUUUAAAUACUUUGAAAAGUCAGAACAUUAUAAGCAACCAAGAGAAAAGAGAAUUUGAACAAGAGUACUCAAACGGGGGACAAAUAAGGCGUCUAGUUCUUUACAUGGUGAAUUGUGCCAGUAAAGACAAUCUGUACAAAAUGUGUCGAUGUUUGAGACAGGUUUCACCUCAACUUGCAGAUAUUGUCGAAAACUCUGAGUGUGACGGUCAAGAAAUUGAGCGGUACUUGAACAUGGAGGCAAAAGAAAAUGUUAGAAAAGUUUUACAAAAAGCUUUGAAAAUCUCUGUAACGAAUGUAUUCCAACAGAAGAAGUUCACAUUUACGUAGAGGAAACCGUUGGAGAUUUGGUCAACUUCGAAAUUGUAAAGGAUUGUUUACUAAUCGAGUUUCCUUUUGUACAUUACACGUCUCCUGACUGUAGCUUCAGCGGAGUGACAUGGAAAAGAAAUUUAACGACAGAAAUUGCAGUAAGCGAAACAGGUAAGUUCUAUUGAUGGGUUUAUUCAUUUCUUGUUCUUUAUAUGUCAUAGAUUUAUUUGUAAAAUAGAAAUGAUGCAUGUCGU
Ruditapes philippinarum (Manila clam) is the source of this 1367-nucleotide messenger RNA. RefSeq lists its product as uncharacterized. The record is from RefSeq and is a predicted model, not a curated record. The transcript has 5 exons. The coding region runs from base 163 to 1131 and encodes 322 amino acids. NCBI's taxonomy places the organism in Eukaryota, Metazoa, Mollusca, Bivalvia, Venerida, Veneridae.